Molecule: messenger RNA, 1856 nt
Organism: Saccostrea echinata
Lineage: Eukaryota; Metazoa; Mollusca; Bivalvia; Ostreida; Ostreidae
Product: cleavage and polyadenylation specificity factor subunit 5-like
Exons: 7
Coding region: 14-694 (226 amino acids)
Cellular component (GO): mRNA cleavage factor complex
Molecular function (GO): mRNA binding
Source: RefSeq, a predicted model, not a curated record
UCAUAGCGGGACAAUGACUACACACGGCAGAACCACUGGCUGGCCCAAAGGAGCAAAUCCAGUGUCGUAUGCAGCAAAAUAUGGCAUUACGAACCCUUCUCCAACUUUAGAUCGCCCAAUCCAUCUAUAUCCAUUGACAAACUACACAUUUGGAACCAAAGAGCCAUUAUAUGAGAAGGACAGCUCAGUGCCAGCUAGAUUCCAACGAAUGAGAGAUGAAUUUGAGAAGAUUGGAAUGAGACGAUCCGUGGAGGGAGUCCUGAUUGUCCAUGAACAUGGUUUACCUCAUGUCCUACUUCUACAGCUGGGAACAACAUUUUUCAAAUUACCUGGUGGAGAAUUAAAUUCAGGAGAAGAUCAGGUUGAAGGAUUGAAGAGAUUACUUACAGAGACACUAGGAAGACAAGAUGGAGGAACAAUGGAAUGGGUGGUGGAGGAUACAAUAGGGAACUGGUGGAGGCCAAACUUUGAACCCCCACAGUAUCCAUACAUACCAGCACACAUAACCAAACCAAAGGAACACAAAAGACUUUUUCUUGUGCAACUCCCAGAAAAAGCAUUAUUUGCAGUCCCAAGAAAUUACAAACUGGUGGCCGCUCCCUUAUUUGAACUCUAUGAUAACAGUGCAGGAUAUGGACCAAUCAUCUCAAGUUUACCACAAGCACUAAGCCGGUUCAACUUCAUCUACAACUGAAAUCUGAACCAGUUUGGAAGGAACUUUUUGGCAGGAAGAUCAUGUGUUCUGUCAUGUGACUGUGUGGACUCAGUGUUAUAGAACAUUUCAGUUUCAGUGUUAAAUCAAUCAUGUAUUUCAUCAUCUUCUAAACAAUAUGUUGUCAAGUUUCAGAACUGAUUUUCAUGUAUGUUUGAUAUGUUCAUCACUGAUUUUGAAAUUCAUUAAAGAAAACAAUUUGUGUUAUUUGCUUUAUUUCAGUUGAUGGAUAUGCCCUCAACGAAAGAAGAUUGUAUCACAUCAUAUAUGCAUAUUUAAUUUUAAUGGCAGCUAUGUACAUUAAAGUAUAGGGGAGACCUGCAGUAAUCAAGCAGUAUGUGAGACAUGCACAAAUCUGUUAGAAUGCAAGCAUCUGUAAAGUUUUUCGUGAUUUCAUACUUGUUAUGAUUGAAGAUUUUAAUGUGAUGUGGUCCAUAACUUUUGUAUUUUUUUACAAUAAGAUUUAAGUAUUAAAAGAAAUAUGGUUGAUUAAUGUUGAAAAAGUGAUCUUCUCUUCCAAAAAAAAUUUGACAUUUACUUUGAAGUAUUAUGCAUUACAGAACUGUUGAUUAAUGUUGAAAAGUGAUCUUCUCUUCCCCAAAAAAUUGACAUUUACUUUGAAAUAUCAUGCAUUACAGAACUGUUGGUAAAUGGACAUUUGAAGAAUUAAUUUACUGACUUUGAAUGGUCAAUAAAUGGGUGAAACUUCAUGCUAAGUGACCACAAUUUUGUGUAGCAUGUCAACUUAAUUUUUAUUCAUAGACAAAUACCUGUAUUUAUUUUUGUAGUGUGCUGCCCUGUGUACUCUGUACUUUUCUUUAUAGCUUGAGCUAAUCACAAAACUGCAUUUUAUUCCCAUAAUUUUACUUUUUCGCACAAGGUCUGAUGUUAAAAUUUUUGCAAUUUAAAUAUCAGACAAAACUGGCCAGUAAGAAGAGGGGAAAAUGUGAGCCAAAGAUUUCUAUCUUUUGAAAUCUAUGCAAAGUUUUGGACCGUAUCACAUAAAUUAUGCCAGUUCUAGCAUGUUGAACAUUUGCCUAACAUUGCAGUGUUGAUUCAUAGAUGUGAUAAUAUAUAUGCUGGUGCCUAUACCUUGCAAAUGUAGCUCAUAUUGAGCAGAAAAUAGAUUGUUUUUAUCCUUUGA